Molecule: messenger RNA, 1785 nt
Organism: Coffea eugenioides
Lineage: Eukaryota; Viridiplantae; Streptophyta; Magnoliopsida; Gentianales; Rubiaceae
Product: pectinesterase
Biological process (GO): cell wall modification
Molecular function (GO): pectinesterase activity; pectinesterase inhibitor activity
Source: RefSeq, a predicted model, not a curated record
AUGGCAAACACCUACCAAUCUUUGCUAGACGCUCCCAAGAAAAAAACUGGCUUCAAAGUCCUCUUUCUAGUUCUCUUCUUAGCAGCAAUUUUGGGUGCAAUUGCAAUAGUUUCUAUUACAAUUCUCAAGAGCACCCAAACUGUAAUUUCUUCUUCCCCGAGAUCACAUCUGUGUAGCAAGGCCCAUGAUCAAUCUUCUUGUAUGGCUCUGGUUUCUGAGCUAACAUCAGCUGGACUCUUGCAAUCCAGUGAUGUUGAGCUCCUUCAGAUGCUUUUAGCAAAAUCAUCAUCACGGAUACAAGAAACCAUUGAGUUGACCAACAAUAUUAACCGUCGGAUCAAUGACCAAAAAGGGCAGGCCGCUCUAGCAGAUUGCCUGGAGUUGAUGGACAUAUCCAUGGACAGAGUUAUGGACUCUAUGGUGUCUCUCGGAAGCCAAACUGCCAAUUCCCAUUCUGAUGUCCAUUCAUGGCUCAGCAGUGUCCUAACCAACCAUGUGACUUGCCUAGAUGGGCUCAAUGGUCUAGCCCGUCCUGCAAUGGAGCCUCUGAUGAAAGAAUUGAUCUCGAGGGCUAGAAGCAGAACCUCCUUGGCCAUGUUGGUUGCAAUUGCACCAAGUGAAGAAGAAACGAUUCAGGAACCCUUAAAUGGUGAUUUCCCAUCAUGGGUUACUCACAAGGACCGAAGGCUCUUACAAUCUUCAGCUAAGAAUAUUAAUGCUAAUGUUGUGGUUGCACAAGAUGGUAGCGGUAACUACAAAACUGUACAAGAAGCUGUUACAGCUGCCCCGAAUAAUCCCCAGACUCGUUAUGUCAUCUAUGUGAAGAAAGGAACCUACAAGGAAAAAGUUGAUAUUGGGACGAGUAAGAAGAAUUUGAUGUUGGUUGGGGAUGGCAUGGAUUUGACCAUUAUCACAGGCAGUUUGAACGUUGUGGAUGGGUCAACAACAUUUCAAUCUGCAACUGUCGCUGCUGUUGCGGAUGGAUUCAUAGCCCAAGAUAUAUGGUUCCAAAACACUGCUGGGCCACAAAAACAACAAGCAGUAGCACUUCGCGUCGGAGCCGAUCAGUCGGUCAUUAACCGGUGCAAGAUUGAUGCAUUCCAAGACACCCUCUACGCUCACAGCCUCCGCCAGUUCUACAGAGACUGUUACAUCACUGGCACAGUCGACUACAUCUUCGGCGACGCUGCGGUGGUCUUCCAAAACUCCCAACUCGUGGCGAGAAAGCCCCUGAGUAACCAGCAAAACAUGGUAACCGCCCAAGGUAGGGUUGAUCCCAAUUCCAACACCGGGACUUCAAUCCAAAACUGUGACAUAAUUGCAAGCUCAGACCUUGCGCCCGUAAAGGCAACCAUAAAAACUUUUCUAGGCCGCCCGUGGAAAGAAUACUCGAGGACUGUAGUAAUGCAAUCCAACAUAGGUGAUCACAUCGAUCCAACGGGCUGGGCACCAUGGAGUGGUGAUUUUGCUUUGAAGACUUUGUAUUACGGCGAGUACAUGAACAAAGGCCCUGGUGCGGGGACUAGCAAGAGGGUGAAUUGGCCUGGGUAUCGUGUAAUCACCACUGCAGCUGAGGCCAGUAAAUUCACAGUGGCCCAGCUCAUUCAAGGGGGGCAAUGGUUGAAGAACACAGGAGUCGCCUACACCGAGGGGCUCUAAUUAACGUAAACUUUGUUACUUGAUCAGCUCAUCUCUGUAUCUGAAUGAAGUUUGACUGGAUUUUAGAUUGCAGUACCUACUCGCAGGACGAAGAGGUGGGGAAUUUUAAUGUAUCUUUUUUAAGUU